Messenger RNA from Knipowitschia caucasica, 372 nucleotides. The record is from the annotation of a GenBank genome assembly. Lineage: Eukaryota; Metazoa; Chordata; Actinopteri; Gobiiformes; Gobiidae.
AUGCUAUAUAAGAACAAGAGCAUACUGAGCUUACCAAAGUUGUGGAAGAGGCGACGGACCGACACAAUGAACCCGUCUGGAACCGUGAUGUCGCUGAGUAUUUGGGCUUUGUGCUUCUUGCUCUGUGUCUCUUUGGGAACGGAGGCUUACCCAGUGAAGCCCCCCAGCCCCAGAGAAGGAGCACGUCCCGAAGACCUGGCCAAUUACUUCUCUGCUGUAAGACACUACAUCAACCUCAUCACACGACAGAGGUACGGCAAGAGGGACAUCCUGGACAGUGGAUUUUCUGAUCUACUGCUCAGGGACAAUACGCCCACAAGCGACCAUAACGGGCCCCCAGAGACGCCCGGUCAAGAUCCAGAUGGACCUUAA